Molecule: messenger RNA, 666 nt
Organism: Cyclocybe aegerita
Lineage: Eukaryota; Fungi; Basidiomycota; Agaricomycetes; Agaricales; Hemipholiotaceae
Source: the annotation of a GenBank genome assembly
AUGAACGAUCAGGAGAGAAAACAUCAAGCCUGCACCCACACAAUCUUCGACAGCACCAUUGAAAGCCAAUCCGGGGAAGCCUAUGACAAAACUGCGAGGCGUACUCCUCCAGUUACUCAUAAACUCAUCUUUGAAGAGUUGAAGCCCAUACAUGAAGCGGUGACUGGCAUCGAUUUUGUCAAGGCAUGGGCUGAAGUCGUCAAAUGCCACCGUGUACUUCACGAGCAGGGCUUCGAGCACAGAAACCCGAAUCUUUUGGACAUGCUGUACAACACCACUGGGGGGCACGGCAUCCUCGUCGACUUCGAGCUUGCGCUUCCUCCUGUUUCGUCUCCGCCUUCUGUCUCUCGAAGAUCAGAGGACAUCCGCUUCAUGUCUAUGGAGAUUACCGCAGAUCUGUAUAAGGAGGAGAUACCGAGACUAUAUCGCCAUGAGCUCGAGGCUCUCGUCUGGGUUCUUCUCUAUGUGUUAUCGCAGGUCGAAAAGAAAUGUGUAGUGAAAGAUCGCUCGAUGGGCAAACACUGGCACUAUAGAUUCUGGGAAACGCCCGGUUUUUGGGCGUGUCACUCGCGAAAGAUUAAAUUCUGCUGCAGCUUCCUAGACGCUUUUGGUGUCCAGGACAGCUUCAAGCAGCAGGCGCAACUCGCUCCUAGAAUGGGUCAAUGA